AAUCUAAGAAAGAUUUUAUUAUAUGCAUUAAAAAACUUAAAGUUUUCUCUUUCAUUUGAUCAGCGAUUGCUGUACGAUUUUUCAUUGCCAAGUUGAUGAAUGUUGAAGAAAACAUGGUCGUAAAGUGUGAACACUUUAUGGAACUGGAAAAAAAUGUGGAGCUUUUCUUAGAAAGUUGAUACGAUUUUUUGUUAUAGGUAUACACAUUUUGAAAAUUGCCUUUUUUUCGAUGAAAAUCAAGUGGUCCCUUCAUUUACAUUGUCUCGUAAAAUAUACAUACUUCAAACGUCUUGAAUGUACACAAGUCAUCAGCUAAUGAUACAUGGUGUACAUUUAUACUGUUUUGAAGAUAUACGUCCUUGCUGCAAUAAAUUAUCGUUUAUAACCGUGAGAUAAGAUACUUGGACUAUAUAUUAGUUUAGGAUUUAUUCUUUAUCUUUGUAACCAUACGUUUAAAAGCGGACGCUUCCACCACAUAAUGUAUUAUUUGUCAGAAGAGUAAGUCAACUUCUUCAGAUAUUAAAUCCAGAAUAUAUUUUUAGCAGAUGUACCAAGCAGUCAAGGCAGUUUCCUUUGGAUUAUUGCUGUCCCUUUCAAUGCUAAAUGGAAUUAAAUCUGAUUGCCAUUAUUAUCAAGAAAUGGAAGUUGGGCCAACAUAUUAUGUGAAUAAUUCCGAAUAUGGAUAUAACUAUAAAGGUGAAAACCAUUGUAUAUGGGAAGCAAAGAGUCCUUAUACUAUCAAAAUAAAUUGCACUGAUAUUAGUAUCCCACAGAGUAAAGAUUGUGCUAAAGAGUGUAUAUCUAUACAAUUUGAUGGAAGCAAUGUGAAUAAAUAUUGCGGUUACGGCUCAUUUACUAUCGAAGGAAAAAAUGCGAUUAUAAAAUUAGACACAGAAUGGGACGCGCAAGGAGGUAGAUUUUUAUGCGAACUUAAAACGGAAAAUCCGUCCGAUUGCCAAUGCGGCUGGAAAAAAACAACUAAGAUAGUAGGCGGUGAAGAAACAGGAGUAAAUGAAUAUCCCAUGAUGGCUGGGCUCGUCGAUAGUGAAAACAGAGUAAUAUAUUGCGGUGCUACUAUAAUAAGUAAAAGUCAUGUAGUAACAGCAGCUCAUUGCGUAGAAAAUAGAGACAUGAAUAAAGUUGGUAUUCUUGUCGGUGAACAUGAUGUAACAAUAGGCGAAGAAACUAAUGCAACCAGGUUGCAUCGCAUAAAAAAGUGUACUAUACAUCCCCAGUACGACAGUAACACUUCGCAUGAUAUAGCUGUUUGUGAGACUAAUGACACCAUAGAAUUUAAUGCCGCAGUUGGUCCAGUCUGCUUACCAUUUCAACAUAAACAGGAUUCGUUCGAUAACGAAAAUGUGACUGCAUUGGGCUGGGGUUUAACGGAGUUUGCCGGAGCCAAAGCGACUAAGCUGCAAAAAGUGAAUUUAACUGUAAUGAAUCUUAAUACAUGCAAUGAUAAAUAUGAAUCUCAUAAUAAAGAUUCUUCGGAAAUGUGCACUUAUACUAAUGAAAGAAAAGAUACCUGUCAGAUGGAUAGCGGCGGACCUAUUUUAUGGCAAGAUCCUGUUACAUAUAGGCUUGUAUUAGUUGGUAUUACAUCGAGCGGCGUUGGCUGUGCCUCAGGAGUACCUGCUGUCUGUACACGUGCAGGAUAUUAUAUCGAAUGGAUACAGUCCGUAACACCUGGUAUGCAAUAUUGCAAAGCUGAGUGAAUGUAUAUUCUAUAUU
Molecule: messenger RNA, 1734 nt
Organism: Linepithema humile (Argentine ant)
Lineage: Eukaryota; Metazoa; Arthropoda; Insecta; Hymenoptera; Formicidae
Product: venom serine protease-like
Biological process (GO): proteolysis
Molecular function (GO): serine-type endopeptidase activity
Source: RefSeq, a predicted model, not a curated record